AUGGAGCUGCAAAAUGUCAUCCUGCUCCUCUUGCUGACAAUCAACCUUGCUAUCGCCCAAAACACUUCUAGAGAAGAAGCACAGGAACUCCAUGUUGGGGUUAUCCUUGACUUGGGGUCCAUUGUUGGCAAAAUGGCACGGACCAGCGUUUCACUGGCUAUGGAGGACUUCUAUGCUGUUCAUCGGAACUAUAGCACCAAGCUUGUCCUCCACAUCAGAGAUUCCAUGAGUGAUGAUGUCCAAGCUGCAUCUCAAGCUAUUGACCUGCUAGAGAAUUACAAUGUAGAAGUCAUCAUUGGUCCUCAGAAAUCUUCGCAAGCUAUAUUUAUCUCAAAACUUGGAAAUAAAAGUCAUGCCCCAGUCAUAUCCUUCACGGCAACAAGCCCAUCUCUAUCAUCUAAAACUCUUCCAUAUUUUGUGCGAGCAACAAUAAAUGACUCGGCACAGGUAAAUUGCAUUGCCUCCAUAAUUAAAACCUAUGGGUGGAGAGAGGUGGUACCUAUCUAUGAAGACACUGACUAUGGUAGAGGUAUCAUACCAUACCUUGUUGAUGUGCUACAAGAAGUUGAUGCCCGUGUUCCCUACCAAAGUGUGAUCCCUUUGUCAGCAACUAGUGAACAAAUUACUCUAGAACUCUAUAAGCUGAUGACAAUGCAAACGACAGUCUUUGUUGUACAUAUGUCAUUUACCUUGGCCUCCCUCUUCUUCAUAAAGGCAAGAGAAGUAGGGAUGAUGAACAAAGGAUAUGCAUGGAUCAUGACAGAUGGAGUAACCAAUCUAAUAGAUUCACUGAAUCCUUCUAUCCUAGAAUCGUUGAAUGGUGCCAUAGGUGUUGAGUUUUAUGUUCCCAAAACCAAGGAACUUGAUGACUUCGCCAUGAGAUGGAAUAUGAGGUUCCAGAUUGACAACCCAACUGAUCCACCAUUGAAAUUAAACAUCUUUGGACUAUGGGGCUAUGAUACAAUCUGGGCAGUAGCACAUGCCGCAGCAAAAGUUGGACUUGCAAAUGCCACAUUUCAGAAACCAGGAGAGUCCAUAGAAAUACCCCGAGGUUUUAAGAUUCCUGUAAGCGGGAAGAAACUUCAAGUUGGUGUGUGCACAAGUGGAUAUCCGGAAUUUGUGAAGGUCGAAAAGGAUCAUAUCACAGGUGCAACUAAAGCAAUCGGUUUUUCAGUGGAUGUAUUUGAAGAGGCAGUUAAGAGACUUCCUUAUGCAGUCCCUUAUGAAUAUGUCCUAUUUAGUACCAAGGAUGAUGGAAGUGCCGAAGAUUACAAUGAUUUUGUCUACCAAGUUUAUCUUGAGAAAUAUGAUAUAGUAACUGGAGACAUAACAAUAAGGUAUAAUAGAACAUUCUAUGCUGACUUCACUCUGCCAUACACAGAAUCAGGAAUAGCAAUGGUUGUUCCAGUCAGGGAUAGCAUAAACAAGAAUACAUGGAUUUUCUUGAAGCCGCUAGAACCUGGAAUGUGGUUUGGAAGCAUUGUAUUCUUCAUCUACACUGAGGAGCUUGUGCAACGCUUUCUGUCCCGGAUAGUUUUGAUCAUUUGGUUGGUUUUCCUGAUGGUACUUACAUCAAGUUACACUGCAAGCUUGACAUCAAUGCUAACAGUACAGCAGCUUCAGCCAACUGUAACAGAUGUGCGCGAACUCCUAAAAAGUGGAGAAUAUGUAGGAUACCACCGUGGCUCCUACGUCAAGGGACUUUUGGAAGAACUUGGUUUUGACAGGUCGAAGAUCAAGCCCUAUAAUUCCCCUGAAGAUUUUCACAACGCACUUUCAAGAGGAAGCAACAAUGGUGGUAUUGCUGCACUUGUGCAUGAGGUUCCAUACAUUAAACUGUUUCUGGCAAAUCACUGCAAAGGGUACACUAUGGUGGGACCAAUUUAUAAGGCUGCAGGUUUUGGAUAUGCAUUAUCAAAGGGAAAUCCCUUGAUUGGAGACAUCUCCAAGGCAAUCCUCAACGUAACUGGGGGUGAUACUAUGAUUCAAACUGAGAAGAAAUGGAUUGGAGAUCGAAACAAUUGCCAGAACUUGGGCCCAGUAACUGGUUCAAGCAGACUCACAUUUGCCAACUUCAGGGGAUUAUUUAUCCUUACUGGAGUUGCUUCAACUUCUUCCCUUUUGAUAGCAUUGAUAAUUUAUUUCUACAAAAAGAAGCAAUCAAUAAAUACUGUGUUAGACAAUGGGAAUCGACCAGAAGAAAGUGGAAUAAAUGAGGAAAAUAGUGAGGCCCGAGAAGGAAAUCAAGGAGGAGAUGAACAAAAUACAAAGCAAGCGGGCCAGGAGGAAAGUGGGCUAGAAGAACAGACCAGUUUAGAAGUGGUACCUGAGGCAACUGACAGACAAGCAUUGUUAUGCCCAACAAUGGAUCAACUGCCGUUUUCAGGGGUAAAGUAGAAAAAAUACUAGCCUGCAAGUGGAACUCAUCUGAAGUUCAGUACAUUUUUAGCUCCCCUGUUAUCUCAGCAAGCUGACCUAAGCUAAUAUGCUCAAACCUG
Triticum dicoccoides is the source of this 2498-nucleotide messenger RNA. Its product is annotated as glutamate receptor 2.8-like. The record is from RefSeq and is a predicted model, not a curated record. Gene Ontology annotation, cellular component: membrane. The coding region runs from base 1 to 2397 and encodes 798 amino acids. Lineage: Eukaryota; Viridiplantae; Streptophyta; Magnoliopsida; Poales; Poaceae. The transcript has 7 exons. Gene Ontology annotation, molecular function: ligand-gated monoatomic ion channel activity.